CCGCGCUGAGGGCUGGGAGCCCCGUUACCCGGCGUACAGCGCCCCCUGGUGGCCAUUGGGGGCGGUGCAGUGAGGUGAGCGCUCCGGCUGCACGAGCAUCCAACGGGGCGGCAGCGAUAAGAGGCAGCGAUAGGAGACUGCGAUAAGAGGCAGCGAUAGGAGGGUCUGUAGACUGAAUUACUUGGGGGGGGAAAGAUGAAGAGUACUGCCAGGACUUGGAGUACUGUGUCAAAGCAAGGAAGUCAUGGGGUUGACAGAGGAAAGUCACUUUCCACUGCUUCAACAGGAAUGAAGACAUCCAAGUCCUCAACUUCACUCGCUUUCGAAUCUCGGCUCAGCAAGCUGAAGCGGGCGUGCAGUGAUGAUAUGCUUACAAAACCGGGAGUGACAGCAGCUUCUGGAGUUUCUAGACUGAAGAAGACCAUCACAACUGGAGCAAUUUCUGAGCUUGCUGAGAGUCGGCUGAAACCCAGCACAGGAACAGUUUCAACUGCAAAGCGCACAGGGAUUCCAGCACCCCGAGAAAUAUCAUCCUCUGUAUCAAGGGAGAGAGCUGUACUGCGUGGCCAAGCCAAUACAAGGAAAACUCAGCCCAGCCCCACCUCUUCUGGUACACCAACUCCUACCAAACAUGUGCGCCCCACUAGCAAGUCCAAGCAAGAGAGUGAAACUGGUGACAAGGCUGUUUUGGAAUCUCAGGUUAAAGAACUCCUGGCAGAAGCCAAGACAAAAGAUUCUGAAAUAACCAAACUCCGCUGUGAACUGAAGAAAUGCAAAGAGAAAGGGUCACAUAACCUUGAAGGGAUGGGUCCUUCAGACCAAAACAUUGAAACCUUGUCACCUGUUGACAUAGAUCCACUAAUACGGACCCUUCAGGAAAAAAACAGGACUUUUCAAAAAGAACUUGCUUGUCUGGGAGAAGAAAAUCGUGUUUUGAAAGAGAAGUUGCUUUAUCUAGAGAAUUCUCCUCUGUCAGACACAACAACAAGCAGUGGCGGUGACAGCAGCCUCCCUACCCCAACUACCCAAGAAUCCAGUUUUGGAAGCCCAUCAAAAAAUGUAUUGAGAGGUGAAACAAUUGAGCACAGGCAGCGAGUGAAUGGGGGAACACUGCGCAAUUCCGCUUCUUCCAGCAGCGAUGUAACUAAAGCUUCCCUGUCACCUGAUGCGUCUGAUUUUGAACAUAUAGCAGAUAUACCUUCCAGGCCAGCGUCCUCCAACAGCAACCACUUCAAGGGUUCCAAAUGCUCCACUACAGGAAGUUCUCCAAACAACAUUAGCGACCUUUCAGUCGCAUCUCUUACGGAGAAAAUACAAAAAAUGGAGGAGAAUCACCAUAGCACAGCAGAAGAAUUACAAGCCACUCUGCAGGAGCUGUCAGACCAGCAACAAAUGGUGCAGGAGCUGACAGCAGAAAACGAGAAGCUGGUGGAAGAGAAAGCUCUCCUGGAGACUUCUUUUCACCAACACAGAGACAGAGCAGAGCAGCUGGGUCAAGAAAAUGAAAAGCUAAUGACUCUCCUCCAAGAGCGAUCCAAGAGUGAAGAAAGCAGAGCUCAGGAGGGAAAAGUCCUCGAACUGGAACAGAAGUGUGCAGAAGUUCUUGAAAAAGCACAAUUUGAAAGAGAGAAAUUGCUCAAUAUUCAACAACAACUAACCAGCAGCCUACGAAGCUUGGAAAGGGAGCACCAAGAUGCCCAGCAGGUGAUUAAAGGCCUGAGAGAUGAAAAUGAGAGGCUGCUUAAACUUCUAGAAGUGGAACAGCAGAGCAACAGCACAGUAACAAAAACUCUGGAGGACUGCAAAAUUGCAUUGGAAGGUCUAAAAAUUGAGAAUGGGUCUCUAAAAACCCAGCUGGAGAGUGAGAAACAAAAGGCUGCAGAAAUCAACGCCAUGGGAUGCACUACUGACAACUCUGAGGUGCAAGAGCUGCUGAAAGUAGCCCAUGCAGAAAAGGAUCAGUUGGAAGCAUCUUGCACUGAGCUUAAGCAAGAGCUGCUGAAAGCAAACAGUGAACUGAAGCACGUUCAGGGUCUCCUAUCGAAGGCUGAGAAUGAGUGUGGUCAGCUGAAGGAGGUGUGUGAGCGGCAGGCUGAGCAACUGAGCAGAACCAGCCAGAAGCUGCAGGAAAAAACAUCAGAGAAUGAAGCAGAUAUAAAGAACCUAAAGGAAACCAUUUUCGAGUUGGAGGACCAGGUGGAACAACAUCGUGCUAUCAAACUUCACAACAACCAGAUCAUCAGUGACUUAGAAAGUAAAACUAUGAAGCUGGAAGAGCAAAAACAAGAUAUAGAGAGGCAGCUGAAGGCUCUGACUAAGCAAAUGAAGGAAGAUACGGAAGAAUGGAAGCGUUUUCAAGCUGAUCUACAGACAGCAGUGGUUGUAGCCAAUGAUAUUAAGUGUGAAGCCCAGCAGGAGCUCCGUGUGGUAAAGAGAAAGCUUCAGGAGGAAGAGGAGAAGAGUGCCAGGCUGCAGAAGGAGCUCGAUGAAGUGAAGGGCAACAACAGGCUGACAGCUGAAGAAGUAGAAUCUAUAGAGGCAGAUACAGCCAAUCGCUGGCAAGGAGUUUGCAUUAGCAGGGCAUCUCCCACACCAUCAGAAUCUGCAGCCACUGUGAAGUCACUGAUAAAAUCAUUUGACUUAGGAUGCUCAGGUAGCACUGGACAAAACAUCACGGUUCAAAAGGUCCCUAGGAGUCCCCUAAGUGGAAUUCCAGUGAGGACAGCCCCUGCAGCUGCUGUAUCCCCCAUGCAGAGACAUUCUGUUUAUAAUAACACAAAACCAGCCAGCAAAGGUGUUGUCAAGCACACAGAUCUUUCAGACCUUCCACUUGCAGACCUUCUGAAGGGGAGAAAUGAAGAGCUGAAACCGGACCAUUACCUCCGUAAAAGCCCCUCCCUGGAAUCCCUGAGCAAACCCCCUAUGGCCUUCAGCAGCAGAAUGCUUAACUCUACCCCCAGCAGCUUGAAACCCCAGAGCAAACUCAGCGUGGAGAGAAAGGACCCAUUGGCAGCCCUAGCCCGGGAGUAUGGUGGUUCAAAGAGGAAUGCUCUGUUAAAAUGGUGCCAAAAGAAGACCGAGGGCUACCAGAAUAUUGAUAUUACCAACUUCAGCAGCAGCUGGAGUGAUGGAUUGGCCUUCUGUGCUCUGCUGCACACGUAUUUGCCUGCACAUAUUCCCUACCAAGAGCUCAACAGCCAGGAUAAAAAGAGAAAUCUGCUGUUAGCAUUUCAAGCUGCCGAAAGUGUGGGCAUCAAACCCAGCUUGGAACUCAGUGAGAUGAUGUACACAGACCGGCCAGACUGGCAGAGUGUGAUGCAGUACGUCGCCCAGAUUUACAAGUACUUUGAGACCUGAGAUGCAGAGCAAGAGGUGGACACAAGUGGGGAAGAGAACAAAGAAUGCCACAGAUGCACUCGAUCACUUUAAAAAUGCCUUUUCUCCUCUUUCCACAACAACCUAUGCUCUUAGUUUGAAAGAAAGCUCUUCCAUAGUUUUGAUUACAUCUGGGGUAAAACCAAAUAAACAACCAUUGUCCGUCUAUUCAAACCAAAUUCAUCUUCAGUUUUGUUUCAGAAGAGGAUUCCUUGUGCUAAACAAUGUUUACCGCAAACCAAUCUCUACCAACAGGAGACCUGCCACAGAAUGAAGUUUUAAAUCAGUGUGGACUAUGCUGGUACUCAAGGGAAGCUGGGAGAUUAAUCCUAAUACAAAAUCUCACAAAAAUGCUCUUCUUGCCCAAAUAUAUUUAACUCAUCCCAAAUCCAUUUUGUUUUCUUCCCUUCGUGUAUUUUAUGAGAUGCCAUGAUAAAUGCAUGUGUGUAGAACCUUAACCUGAGUUAUUCUCACACAUCAACCAGUCUGCUAGUUGUUUUUGCCAUAGCUUAUCCACUAGGAUAACAACACCAUCAUUUGUAACUUGGAAACCAUGCUUUGUUCCACCAGCAUUUAGUGAGAGAUCUCUAGAAGAUACUGUUACUUGCUGCGACUCCAUUUCAGAUCAAACAGAUGUUGUCUCAGAGGAAAACAGCUUUAUUACAACAGUUUCAUUACUAUACCUUGACUCUUAAAGGAAGAUGGAGCUUUGUUUCACAGCUGUCUAUCCAGACACUGUUAGCAUAGGAAUAUUGCAAAUGCAAGUUACUAGCUCUAGCUUACGAGGUGCCAGUAAUCAGGUGGUGAUGCUCUAAGCAGCAUAUUGACAUCUCAGUAGUUCAUGUUUUUGUGAACUGAGUGCAGCAACUUCUCUUUUCUGCAACUGAUCUUUAAUAAUCAGCACUAAUAAGUAAAUUCUGGAUAAGAGCAUAAAUCUUGACACAACUUAUGCCAUUUGAGAUGAAAUGUAGUCCACAGGGCACUGUUAGAUGCUUAGAAGUUCUGUUACCCUGUAAAGGACCACAGUAAUGUAUUGGUAACAAUAGAAGUUAGAAUUCCACUCUGCAAAUCGCAGUACAUUACUGUGUUCCCCUCUUGGUUUCUUGAAUAUCUUUAAGGCGCCAGAGAAUAACCUUUCAGCUCAGUAAUACUAUUAGCAAGAUGUCCAAAGUAUGCUGUUUAAUUUACUGUUUCUCUUAUUUCAGCCCAUGAAGUUAAAUUUUAUGUCAUCUCCAAUGGUGAAAGGAUAAAACUCAAUUAAAGGCUGCUUAAUUUGUUCUAGGAGCAGAUCUUAGAGACUGUGCUGUGCAGGAUCUCACAGAAGGCUGCUACCCGCUUUAGAUUAUGCUGCUAGAAGAAAGGAGUUGUUUAGUUAGUGCAUUUAACCCUGUGACCCAGACCUGAUGCUUCAUGAAUGUUAAUCAUAGGCAGCUAGGGAUCAUUUUUCUCUUACAAAAGUUAAUAGUGUAUGCUUGCUGCUCUCAGCACUUGAAAAGAGCUCAUGAAAUGGAAAUAGAUGAUUUCACAGAAGAAACAUGAUUUUUCUGGGGCUCUGCAGGUGCCUGAUCUCAGCCUCUGGCUUCCCCAUGGUACUUCAUUGAGUUUGUUUAUUUGUUGGUUUUUUUUUAAUUUUAUAUUAUUUAAUUAGCAAAUAAACUAUUUCAGACUUUGGUUUUCUCACAGAAAAAUCAAGAUUUAGGGGAUAGAUGAGAGCAGCCAAGGUCAGUGAGUGCCUUGAACAGAAAGGAAGCUGGAAGAAUACAGAGUAUGCCUGUUUCACAGGAAGAAGAAAA
Messenger RNA from Coturnix japonica (Japanese quail), 5168 nucleotides. RefSeq names its product sperm antigen with calponin homology and coiled-coil domains 1 (gene SPECC1). Gene Ontology annotation, molecular function: protein binding. The record is from RefSeq and is a predicted model, not a curated record. NCBI's taxonomy places the organism in Eukaryota, Metazoa, Chordata, Aves, Galliformes, Phasianidae.